AUGGUGCGCAUGAACGUUUUAGCAGAUGCCCUUAGAACAAUAAACAAUGCAGAGAAACGUGGGAAACGUCAAGUUCUUAUUCGUCCAUGUUCUAAAGUAAUUGUUCGUUUUUUAACUGUGAUGAUGAAAGCAGGCUAUAUUGGUGAAUUCGAAAUUGUUGAUGAUCAUCGUAGCGGCAAAAUUGUGGUGAAUUUGACCGGCAGAAUAAAUAAAUGCUCUGUUAUUAGUCCAAGAUUUGAUAUUUCUUUACGUGAUUUGGAAAAGUGGACAUCAAAUCUUCUGCCAUCUCGUCAAUUUGGGCACCUUGUUCUUUCAACAUCUGGAGGAAUUAUGGAUCACGAAGAGGCACGUAGGAAACAUUUAGGUGGCAAAAUUCUUGGAUUUUUUUUUUAA
Molecule: messenger RNA, 393 nt
Organism: Dracunculus medinensis (Guinea worm)
Lineage: Eukaryota; Metazoa; Nematoda; Chromadorea; Rhabditida; Dracunculidae
Source: the annotation of a GenBank genome assembly